This is a messenger RNA of Cuculus canorus (common cuckoo), 2960 nucleotides long. It is a transcript of the gene PYCR1, whose product is annotated as pyrroline-5-carboxylate reductase 1. The record is from RefSeq and is a predicted model, not a curated record. Bases 66 to 1022 code for a protein of 318 amino acids. Gene Ontology annotation, molecular function: pyrroline-5-carboxylate reductase activity. The transcript has 7 exons. Gene Ontology annotation, biological process: L-proline biosynthetic process. NCBI's taxonomy places the organism in Eukaryota, Metazoa, Chordata, Aves, Cuculiformes, Cuculidae.
GCUGAAGCACCUCCCCGCGCGGCCACGUGGACGGCGGCGCGGCGGAGCUCGGUCGCUGCGGCACCAUGAGCGUGGGCUUCAUCGGAGCCGGGCAGCUUGCCUUCGCCCUGGCCCGGGGCUUCACGGCAGCAGGGGUCCUGGCCGCACACAAGAUCACGGCGAGCUCUCCGGACACCGAGCUGCCCACCGUGAGCGGGCUGCGGAAAAUGGGCGUCAACUUCACGGUGAGCAACAAGGACACGGUGAAGAGCAGCGAUGUCCUCUUCCUGGCCGUGAAACCCCCCAUCAUCCCCUUCAUCCUGGAGGAGGUGGGCCCUGACAUCGAGCCCCGACACAUCGUGGUCUCCUGCGCGGCCGGCGUCACCAUCAGCUCCAUCGAGAAGAAACUCUCUACCUUCUGCCCCACACCAAAAGUGAUCAGGUGCAUGACCAACACCCCUGUGAUUGUCCGGGAAGGUGCUACAGUCUAUGCCACUGGGACUUACGCAGAUGUGGAGGAUGGGAAGCUCCUGGAACAGCUGAUGGCCAGUGUAGGCUUCUGCACUGAGGUGGAAGAGGACCUGAUAGAUGCUGUAACGGGGCUGAGUGGCAGUGGCCCCGCAUAUGCAUUCACUGCGCUGGAUGCGCUGGCGGAUGGGGGAGUGAAAAUGGGACUUCCUCGCAGGCUGGCUGUUCGACUCGGAGCACAGGCUUUGCUGGGCGCUGCCAAAAUGUUGUUAGAAUCUGAGCAGCAUCCUGGCCAGCUGAAGGACAACGUCUGCUCCCCUGGGGGAGCCACCAUCCAUGCCCUGCACUUCCUGGAGAGCGGUGGAUUUCGGUCACUCCUAAUCAAUGCUGUAGAGGCUUCCUGCAUCCGGACAAGGGAGCUGCAGCAUCUAGCAGACCAAGAGAAGAUCUCACCAGCAGCUAUAAAGAAGACUUUGUUGGAUAAGGUGAAGCUGGAGUCUCCUUCUCUAUCCAUGGGAUCUGCCAGCAAAGUCAGUCUGUUCACCAAUAAGAGCCACAGCAGCAAGAAGAACUGACCAGACAGCUGUCAUCCAGUUGUGCUGAACAUCGUGUCCUCCAUGCCCUUCCAUUUCUGUCUAAGGAUCAAUGCUCCCUCUGGAUGCUGGUCUCCCCCAUACCUGGCUCUUGGCCGCAGCAGCCGUGGGCAGUGCAGUGCUGUAGAAGAGGAUCUUUACUUGGAGUGGGGUUGUUGCAAACUGCUCCUGGCACUGCUGUUCCCUGUUGGGUACGGGUGAUGCCACCAUCAGAGCUUCUUCAAGGGCGUUGUUUGUCCAGAAGCAUUGGAUACUUCUAGGCAGUGGAUACUUCUAAGCAGCGGUUGUGGUGUCCCACGCAGAAAUGGUUUCUAAUGCGAUUUUUUUAAGAGGCCUCAGAAUGCCUUUUAGUCUCAAAGGUUCGAAACAGGCCUGGAUCCCUUUUCCUCCCUUUUGCAUUUGCUGUCAGAGCUUGUCUCUAGUUGCUGUCUUUAUUAGCCAGAGCAGAUGCUGCCACAAGGGUGCAGUGCUGUGUGCUGUAUUAGAGGAUUUGUCCUGAAGCACCUCUCGGUAGGGACCAAAGUGCCUCUGCCCCAUUCCCCACUUGCCUUGAUUUCGAGAGCUGGAUGGUGAGAACCUUUGGACCAUGCUCUGUUGCUCUCUUUGCUGGCCACCCCUUCUCAUUGCGCUGUCAGGGUUGGGGAACUGAACUGCUCUCACAGUCCCUUCUUUUGUUGCUGACCUGGCUUGUGCGGUUGGCAAGUGGAGGGGUAGAGAGUGCUCGCUUUUACCUCUGUCUCUGACGUCUCUUCAUGCUCCCUGUGGGCAGAAUCUGCUCCCACACACGCAUGGAUAUGUUUCAACAUUGCUGUGUUCCACGAUGCUCUCCCUGCUCUUUGCACUGCUCCUCCUGGGGCAGCCAGGAGGAGAGCUGGAGUCAAGGACAACCUUCUCCAGAGAAAGCCUCCUUCUGCACUGCUUCCUUAGACUCCAGCAGGGUUUCUACCCAGAUGCUGGGCUACUGUGGGGCAGCAGGGCUCUUCCUCGGCACCUUUCCUUGCAUCAGAGUGUGCCUCCUCCUCAGAUUGCAGUGUUGAUGACCGUGACAGUGGCUGCUCCGCUUCAGCUUGUGCGAUCCAGCUGUGUUAUAGUUGGCUGGUUGUCUCUUCCAGGCAGUGUUUCUCCCAGCAGAGCCCACAGGCUGGUGAAAUCCAGCACCACAGCUCUCAAUGUUGCAUCGUUUUGCUGGAGUUAUGUCUCUGGUUUUUAUCUAGACCGUUGCUUUGAAAGUGUUGUGCUGCUAAUGGCUGGAGAGGGGAAAUGCCUAGAAAGAAAUUUGAAGCUGCUUUGUGCAGUUGCAUUCCCAGGUCUUUAGAACACAGUGCUAAAGGGAAACACUUGAGUCAUCUCGUCUGGCUUGUGGCUGCUGUCUUGUCCUCUCUCACCUGUCCUGCUUGAGAUGCAGGAGGAAACUCAGUCCCUGCUUGACACAAAAGAGGUUCAGAGAGGGCUUGAGAGUGCCUGAUGCGUGUCCAGCAACAAGGACUCACUUGGUGAAACACAUCCAGAUGACUCCAGAGGAGGAAGAGCCUUGCUGUUCUGCUGUAGAGAAUUUCCUGAUUCUGACUCUUGAAACCAAGAAACAGCAACAAAGUGUGGGCUGUAGAAGCAGUGGUUCCUUCUACCCCUGAAACCCCGGGGUCUGGGAGGGAAGGAGUCUGGCGGGGUUGUGGUAGCAGCGAGCAGAGGGGUGGGUGCACAAGGAUUGUAGACUUGGAGGGCAGAAGGAACCAGCACUCUGAUCAGACUGAAGGUGGCUUGCGGCCUGUUGUUUAGGGCGGUUAACCUUUCCUUCAGGCACGGUCUUGGGACCCAGCACCAGAAGGACAGCAAAGAGAAGAGCGUGUUUAUUGCUUUCUGCUGUUUCUGUAUAGCCAGCGUCCCUGUGUGGCUUCCUUUCCUCCCCACUGUUCUCCCAGA